AUGAGGAACCAUACAACACUGACCGUGUUCAUCCUCCAGGGACUGACGAAAGACCCACAGCUACAGAUUCUGGUAUUUAUAGUUCUACUUAUGACCUACAUGUUGACUGUCACCGGAAAUCUAACCAUCAUCAUUCUCACAUUAGUGGAUUCUCACCUCAAAACGGCCAUGUAUCUUUUCCUCCAAAACUUCUCCUUCUUAGAAAUCUUGUUCACUUCAUCCUCCAUCCCAAGAUUCCUACACAGUAUAUCUACGGGUGACAGGACCAUUGCAUAUGAUGCUUGCUUAAGUCAAUUGUUUUUUACAGAUGUGUUCGGAGUAACGGAAUUUUUCCUUCUUGUCACCAUGUCCUAUGAUCGAUACGUGGCCAUCUGUAAACCUUUGCACUACGUGACCAUCCUGAACCACAACGCCUGUAAAAGGUUUAUCCUAGGGUGCUGGAUGAUUGCUAUUUUGAUGAUAUUCCCAGCUGUUCUCAUGUUACUGGAUCUGGAAUUCUGUGAUUCUAAUGUCAUUGACCAUUUUCUUUGUGAUGCCAAUCCUAUCCUGAAGAUCGCAUGCACAGAUCCAUGGAACGUCGAGCAAAUGGUCCUGGCCUGCUCUGUAGUGGUCUUUAUCAUGACUCUAGUGUGUGUGGUCUUGUCCUACACAUAUAUCCUGAGAACAAUUUUAAGAUUCCCCUCUGCUCAACAAAGGAAAAAGGCUUUUUCUACUUGUUCUUCCCACUUCAUUGUGGUUUCCAUCACCUAUGGCAGCUGCAUCUUUGUCUAUAUCAAACCUUCAGCAAAGGAUGAAAUGGCUGUCAAUAAGGGGGUGACAAUAUUAACAACGUCCAUUUCCCCCAUGUUAAACCCAUUUAUUUAUACUCUGAGGAACAAGCAGGUCAAACAAGCCUUUAGAGACUUAACCAAAAGAAUUCUAUUACUCUCAAAGCAUUAG
Echinops telfairi (small Madagascar hedgehog) is the source of this 939-nucleotide messenger RNA. RefSeq names its product olfactory receptor 6C2-like. Lineage: Eukaryota; Metazoa; Chordata; Mammalia; Afrosoricida; Tenrecidae. Gene Ontology annotation, cellular component: membrane. Gene Ontology annotation, biological process: G protein-coupled receptor signaling pathway. Bases 1 to 939 code for a protein of 312 amino acids. Gene Ontology annotation, molecular function: olfactory receptor activity; G protein-coupled receptor activity. The record is from RefSeq and is a predicted model, not a curated record. The transcript has a single exon.